GGGGAGACUAAUUAGAGUUGUCAUUGACGGAGAGCCCUUUGUCUUUGUAGCCGAGAAGUGUCCGACAAGACGUCUGUCUUACUCUUCAGUCUUCACAGAUCACAUCGACCUUCCUGGCUUCUCUCCCAUAUUUACACCAAAGUCCAGCCAGGCAGAUGAACUCCCCCCGACAGACGUUCAAGACCGCCCGAGGGCACACAUACUCCCUCGUCCACAUCCCCCCCAGGGACAGCCGACCAACCCUGCUCCUCCUGCAUGGCUUCCCCUCCCACCUCCACGACUGGGUCCAGCAGACCGGCUACUUGGCCGCUCACGGCUACGGCGUGCUCGCCCCAGACCUGCUGGGCUAUGGCCAGACGGACCAGCCAUCGUGCCCCGAUGCCUACCGGCUAAAGCUCAUGAGCGACGACAUCGCGGAGAUGGCCCACGCACUAGUGGUGGCGGGCAAACCCAAGCGCAGCACGCUCGUCGGCGUCGGCCACGACUUUGGCGCCACGCUGCUCUCGCGUGCCGCCGCCUAUUACCCCGAGCUGUGGCAUCGCCUCGUCUUCCUGGCUGUCGGACCUCCCAGGCUGGGCACCCCAUUCGACGUGGAUUCCAUCAAUCAGAUGACGAGACAGGUCUUCGGGUUCGAGCUGUUGGGGUACAUCAAGUGGCUCGCGACAGAUCCGCAGGCCGCCACCACGCUCGAGAGUCACGCCCAGGCGGCCAUGCGUCUCGUCUUCUGCGCCGAUCACGGCGUCUGGGACGAGUGGUACCGCCCGCUCGGUAAGAUGAAAGAGUUCUGCGAACAGAAUCGUCAAGUGGCCAUGGGCGAAUGGUACACGACUGACCUGCAGCGGCACCAUCUGGAGUGCUUUGCACGUCCAGGGGGGUACCGAGGUGCAACCAUGUGGUAUAAAAUGUGGACAGACAAUCUGUUUGCAGAAGAUGAGCAGGGUCGUGAGGAAUUUCGCAUCCAGACACCGACGCUAUUUGUAGGGGCAGAGGGAUUUGCUCAGCAGCGCGACCUGCUGGCUGCUUGGUGUGAGGACUUGACCUGCAGGGAAGUAGACGGGGGCCACUGGAUCCAUCUCGAGCAUGCGCACAGGGUCAAUCAGUUGAUAAAAGACUUCCUGGAGUGAUGGAGAAUCUGGGGCAGGAAAUAAGGUUGUUCAGCACCCAAGUAUGUUUCGAGUAGAUUGCACAUGGCUCUCCGCCUCGGCUGCUGCAUGGACAAGUGACAUGAGCACGUCAUAUAGAGACGGAGUCUCAUAAUGCCG
Emericellopsis atlantica is the source of this 1262-nucleotide messenger RNA. RefSeq names its product Alpha/Beta hydrolase protein. The transcript has a single exon. The record is from RefSeq and is a predicted model, not a curated record. Gene Ontology annotation, molecular function: hydrolase activity. Bases 156 to 1124 code for a protein of 322 amino acids. NCBI's taxonomy places the organism in Eukaryota, Fungi, Ascomycota, Sordariomycetes, Hypocreales, Bionectriaceae.